Molecule: messenger RNA, 1595 nt
Organism: Ochotona curzoniae (black-lipped pika)
Lineage: Eukaryota; Metazoa; Chordata; Mammalia; Lagomorpha; Ochotonidae
Gene: SMIM11
Product: small integral membrane protein 11A
Exons: 5
Coding region: 288-464 (58 amino acids)
Source: RefSeq, a predicted model, not a curated record
GCGGCCGGUGGGGCCCAUUGCUCCUGCGCGCCGAGCGGUGCAUUUUGGGACUUGUAGUUUUCUGGGACCGGAUCGUGAGCUUUGUGGUUUAUGCGCCGACCCUGAACCAGGGGCUCUGCUCCCGGGAGCCAUGGGACCAAGGCCCUGAGCAAGUGUGCAGUUCUACAACUCGAGCUUGCGUCUGCCACCUCUGGGCUCUCUGCACCUGACCUCCCAGCUCCUUCUCUUCAUGCGCUGGUCUGGGAGGGCCCUUCCUUGAUCAGGAGUCAAUUCACAGGUGGCCCACCAUGAACUGGAAGGCCAUCGAACAUGUGCCCGUGCUGCUGUAUAUCUUGGCAGCAAAAACGUUAAUUCUCUGCCUGGCAUUUGCUGCUGUGAAAAUCUACCAGAGGAAGAGAUUGGAAGCAAAACAGCAGAAGCUGGAGGGUGAGAAGAAGGAGCAAUCUGAGAAGAAGGAAAACUAAAGGGAGGUGCCAGCAGGGAGCUGGAUCAGAAGUCAAGCAGCUGGGACUUGAACCAUCACUUUUACAGGAUACCAGUGCUCACAGGAGGUGGAUUAAUCUUCACCCUAAUGUCAGUCCUUCUGCCUUCCAAAUAAAAUAAAAAUUUAAAAAGAACGAAACUCCCGCAGGUGAUUGCUACAUAGUGCUCACAACAGACAGGUGCCUGUGGAAGCCUCUGGUCUAGCUGCCUGCAUGGCACUGCCUGCCGUGCACAAGCCAUGCCUCCCGUGCCACUGCCUGCUUCUGGCAGUAGCGACUCCCUAACAGCGAUGCUGGUCUUGUUGAUGUUGAAGACAUGGAGUGCCACUUCCCAAGAGAUUCUUCCCGGCCGGGCGUUUUGCUAAGCUGGCUUUGCAUAUCUGGCCGUCCUAGGCAGUGUUUCACCAAACCUCUGAGGUGUGUUCACAUUCAGAGGAGUGGCCCACACCAGGUGUGGUGAAGAGCCGAACCACGGCCUGAACCCAUGUCAGGCAUGUCUAACUACUGUACCACCCUGGGCUGUGUGGCUUCCCCAGGGCCUGAGGCUGAGCCCGAGGCAGCGAGCACUUCUCUCUACUGCUGCUCGCUCCCUGGUGUUCACCCCAGCGUGGUGGUCCCAGAUGGGCUCCAGGCUUUUGCCUGUUUCACAGCCUUGCCUGGCUUCUCUUUUAGGCUGUCUGGUUGACUGACACUCAGAGGUAGGCGCUACUAGGAAGGGCGAGAGGGCGCAAUGAGGGCAACAGAAGGCUGUUUGAUGUAAGGUGCCAUUGCUUGCAGUCAUAUAUCCCCACCAGAGUCAGCGCUUUAUGCUUUAAGCUGAAGAAACACAGAGCGGAUGUGGGGCCCUGUGUGCUUGUUUCUGGCGACAGCCAUCCCCCGAGACACAUCAGUGAAGUCAGGGACGGGGGCUUGUGCAAGUGGACACAAACUGACCAAGGGGCUCACUGUGCUGCGUCAGGAGAGACGUUACAGAAAAGCCUUUGUUAGAAGGAAAAUGGUGCAGCUCAGGGCUUUCGGCUGAUCGCAUAUCUCAACGCUGAACGGUGCAGGUUGCUGUUGAGCAGGUGAAACACUAGCUGCCAUUCUCAAACUUUCCUUCUGUCCCCCUUGGUC